Jaculus jaculus (lesser Egyptian jerboa) is the source of this 876-nucleotide messenger RNA. It is a transcript of the gene Mreg, whose product is annotated as melanoregulin. NCBI's taxonomy places the organism in Eukaryota, Metazoa, Chordata, Mammalia, Rodentia, Dipodidae. Gene Ontology annotation, cellular component: melanosome. The record is from RefSeq and is a predicted model, not a curated record. Bases 1 to 558 code for a protein of 185 amino acids. The transcript has 5 exons. Gene Ontology annotation, biological process: melanosome transport; melanocyte differentiation.
AUGGCGCGUGGUGACAAUCUGUAUCACUCAUUUGGAGCAACUCUGGCGAGGGAUGAUGAAAAGAAUUUGUGGAGUCUGCCUCAUGAUGUAUCCCACACAGAGGCAGAUGAUGACAGGAUCCUGUACAAUUUGAUAGUCGUCCGAAAUCAGCAGGUUAAAGACUCAGAGGAGUGGCGAAAACUCAACUAUGACAUCUACAGUCUGCGGCAGAUUCGAAGGGAGGUGAGAAACCGGUGGAAGCGUAUUUUAGAAGAUUUGGGUUUCCAAAAGGAAGCAGACUCUUUGUUGUCAGUGACCAAACUCAGCACCAUGAGCGACUCCAAAAAUACAAGGAAAGCUCGAGAGAUGCUGUUAAAACUGGCUGAAGAGACCGCUAUCUUCCCGACCAGCUGGGAGCUCUCAGAGAGGUAUCUCUUCGUUGUGGAUCGUCUCAUUGCUCUAGAUGCUGCUGAAGAGUUCUUUAAAAUUGCUAGUCAAACUUACCCCAAGAAGCCUGGGGUUCCAUGCUUGGCAGAUGGCCAGAGAAACCUACACUACCUUCCACUCCCAAGUCCUUAAAGGAGAGGCUCAGAGACAGUUCUUCCUCUGGGACUCACUGGCUUACCAAAGUUGGACAAUUGCAUGUAGAAGGCUUGCUAAGUGAAACAUGUUUCUGAAUUCUGCAGAAUAUAAGAUCUUCAUGAGGACUUAGUGUAAGAAGUGUUUCGGUCGCGUGAAAACGCCCUGGUGAUCGUGCACCCAGAAAGCAGGCUAAACAGUUGUGUGGAAUAGGUCUUUGUGGGUGGGCAGGUUCUGAGAGCCCACUGCCCUGCUUUGAUUUGGGUAGCUACAGUCAUUCAUCCUAGGAAGGGAUGGAUUUUCUCAUUAAUAAAACAA